GGAGGCCAUAAAGGCGCCCUACAAUUGUAGGGACGACUGACGAUACGGGCCUAAUGCCGGCCACAGACUAACAGGUACACCUGACAGGUACGCCUGAACAGUUACUCCUGUCAGGUGUACCUUAUAGUGUGUGGCGGGAAUAUCUAGCCUGUCAGGCGACCUGACAACUGAUCAAAAUUCGAUCAGUUCUGCUUGACAGGCGAGUAGACAUAAGUUAUGAAGUAUGGCUCCUUUUAUUUCUAACUACUGAAUUAGCAGUGAAAAAUGUUAUCUAAAUAGUGAACUAGCCUUCAUGUCAAAACUGUCACUGUCAGAUUAAUCAAAGGUUAAAGGGUAUUUGUCAACAUGUCAACUCUAAUGUUUUGAUUUUGAAAAAAUCAUUUUGAAUAACGUUCACCUUGUUUGGAAUUGGGAGCAGAAGUCUUUUGAAUCCUUUGUGAGACCAAGCCACAAUUUUCUGUUAAAAUGACAUCUACUCUGAUACGAGCAUUACAAAAUGAGGUGUUCGAACCGAAUGAAGAAAGGCUGAUAACUUGCUGCCAUGUAAGCAAAAACCUCAAGAAGAAAAAGACAUCUUACCUUUGCCUUGUAAGCACCUCAUCAUUGCCGUACAGUGUCAGCAUUGUUCAAGUGAAACAGACUGAUAAACAGGUGUUGAAGAAGAAACGAAGCUGGGAAUUGGCUGAAUUGAAAUGUGUAGAUGGUUACAAUGAUUCUUAUGAUACACACGAGUUUGAUUUGCAUUUAGACAAAAUAUACCGCUGGGUCGCUUCAAACCCUAAGGAGAGGCAUGCUUUUAUUCACAAUCUUUGGAAACAGGUCUCCCGGCAUAUUCUGAAAGAUAAACCAACAUUUAAGAAUGUUCCAAACAACUGGAUCACUGAGGAUGCAAUGACUCCAGAGAAUAAAUAUGUGGCUUCCCCUUUGCUGGCACUGGAAAAUGAUCUAACAGAAGAUUUCCAAGCUAUUACUGAUAAGGAACAAGAAGAUUUAAAAAAGCUAAUAUCUGGGUGUGAGUUUGCAAUCAGCAAUGCUGAAGGAUUCAUGGAGGUGCUUUCAAGAGACUUAUCUCUUUUGGAUGGAGAAAAUGUUCAGUGUGUUCUGGCCUCAGAGGAACAAGUAGAGUCACUGAUGGAACAACUGGAGCUAGCCAUAAAUGAAGCAGAUAAGCUUGAAGAUCAACUUGAUGCUUACGAUGAGAUACUCUGUCAUGUGAGAGAUACAAUGGAGAAAAUGGAAAAGAAGAAUUCGAUGAUUUCUGUUGUCAACACUAAUAAUCAGAAGUUGAUGCAUGAUCUGGAGAAUGUAAUUACAAAACUAGACCUUUGCCCUGAAUACCAAAAAACCCUCGAAGACGCCGAUUUCUCCACCAGAGAAGGUCUAGGUGCGGUAGUCAAAGCUGCAGAAGCUUUGAAAGUUGCAAUGAACACCAACAUAGACAAGGCCUUGCUACAAAUGUGUGCUAUCCAGGAGCAAAGAAAAAAAUUUGAGAGAUACAAGGAAAAGUUCUCACGGAGUCUCAGCAGACAGUUGAAUAAUCUGUUCAUCCACUAUGGUAAUCACAAUGGCGAGACUGAAAGGAGUUCAGAUGGCUUGUUUCUGCCACAGCAUAAUGGAGUUCACAAGGAGUUAUAUGCUUAUACUGAACUGAUGCAUUGGAUGAAGGCAAUGGAUAAAAAAAUGUAUGAAUCUUUGAAAGAAGUCUAUACUAGUUCGUUAGGUAAAUUGUACGAUCGUGAUUUAAGGGGCCUUUUUAAUGCAGCUAGAGAAAAAAUUGAGGCUAAUGGCAAUGUAUCUACACCUACGACUUUGAUAGGACUGGAUAGAGAUCAGUGGACGUUAGAAACAAGUACGCAAGAUAGACAGAGAUACGAUAAAGUACUUGAAAAAGUGCUUACUCAGCUGGAACCAGUGUUCAUGCAGGAACAGCAAUUUUGUGUGAAGUUCUUUCAGUUGGAUGUGAUAAGUCCAACGUCAAAAAAUACGCAGACGACGUUAGACGGGGCCGAAUUUCAAGAAAUAGAAAUUAUUCUGCCCACGAAGAAAGCUGAGAAACAGCUGGAUGAAGAUGUGAAAAAUAUGAUGAGCAAUCUAUUUUCUUGUUUAAAAACAGAACUGGAUUUGCUGAUUGAUCACAUCAAGAAACAAGAUAGCUUCUACUGCAUGUACGUCCUGGUACGUCUGAAUCAACACGUAAUGUCCGCACAAAGCUCUUUCUUGUCAAACACCUUUGCUUCCCAGUUGAUUGAGGUUAAACGGUCCGUGGAUCAGUUCAUGCAGCAACAAAUAGAUUCCAUAAAAGAAUGUCGGAUGGCCAAAAAGCACAAAUGCGGCAUCCUGCCGUAUGUGUCGAACCUGGAGGUAUUUGCCGUCAACGCUGAUUGCCUGUUGAAAAGUGAUAGGAAGGCGGAUCUGGAAAAAUGGUACAUCCGGUUGUUAGAUACGAUGUUAGAGUAUAUUUCCGUGCAUGCAGCAGAUCAUAAGACGCCGCCACAAGUUGUCAAGAUGGGUGAGUUACCACUAAUUUAGUAAAAGUUUCUCACUUUGAAACGUCAGAAAAACGAAGCUUGAGCGAUUUUUUGUUUUCCGUUUUUGAAUUUUUGCGAUAACAAUACAUCCACGCCCAGCAGCGUAGGAAGUAAAAUGGCUUUAAAGAUCCUUCAAAUAAUCUCCGUUCUCUUAGUUAACCUGCGGGUUGGUUGAGAAAUUUAAAUUUACCUCAAUCUUCAACUUUUUUUAUGCUUAAGUCUGUUCUGAGUGGAAGAAUAACACAUUCCCUUUUUCUUCAUGAACCUAUAACCACCUAUGGCCUUCUUUAUCCACCCAACUCUUCAGGUGUUUUUGAGGAAAACCACUAAAAUCGUUACUGUUUUCAAAACUACAGAACGUUGAAAGUUUUUAUUGUUUUCAGAAAACUACCAUUAUUUGUAUUCGCUGCUAUCACAGUUGAAGAUUUCUGUGCUGGAUACGCAGAGGAAGGAAGCUAAACAAAAAUAUAAUGAAGCUUUGCAUUCUUACGUCACGCUUUAUUUUGGACGUCCUUUGGAAAAACUCAACACGUUCUUCGAGGGAGUACAGGCGCGAGUUGCUAGCGGAGUUAAGGCUUCGGAAGUUAGUUAUCAAUUAGCUUAUAGCAAACAGGAAUUACGCAAAGUAAUCAACCAGUAUCCUGGAAGUACGGUUAAGAAAGGUCUGGAAUCUCUUUACCGCAAAGUCGAGAAGCAUCUGUCAGAGGAAGGUAAUUUGCUCCAAGUAGUGUGGAGGGCAAUGCAAGAAGAAUUUAUCCAGCAGUAUAAAACGUUGGAAGAUCUUAUUCAACAGUGUUAUCCAGGAUCAAUGAUUAAUCUGGAGUUUACCAUAGAGGAUAUAUUGACUUUCUUCUCGGACAUUGCGCGAUCUCACUAGACUUUGUUAGCUAUGCAGUAUUUUUUAUUAUGAUUUAGUACCUGUAUAAUUAUGUUUUAAUCUUGGAGAUACGUUUAUGUUAUUAAUAUUAUAUAUUCUAUAUUUUCGGAAAUAAAAAAGUAAUGCAAUAA
Messenger RNA from Acanthoscelides obtectus, 3536 nucleotides. NCBI's taxonomy places the organism in Eukaryota, Metazoa, Arthropoda, Insecta, Coleoptera, Chrysomelidae. The record is from the annotation of a GenBank genome assembly.